Molecule: messenger RNA, 2479 nt
Organism: Staurois parvus
Lineage: Eukaryota; Metazoa; Chordata; Amphibia; Anura; Ranidae
Source: the annotation of a GenBank genome assembly
CCCAUAAAGCACCUCCCAUCGUUCCCUACUGCAGAUGUUGGUUCUGAUACAGAAUUGGACACUAGACAACUGGUCCGAGCACAGAACAAAAAGAAAAAGAAGUCAGGAGGAUUUCAGUCAAUGGGUCUUAGUUACCCUGUCUUUAAGGGUGUAAUGAAGAAAGGGUACAAGGUUCCAACUCCAAUUCAAAGAAAGGUAAUACCUGUCAUUCUGGAUGGCAAGGAUGUGGUAGCUAUGGCACGAACGGGCAGUGGUAAAACUGCUUGUUUCCUCAUCCCGAUGUAUGAGAAGCUGAAGGCUCACAGUGCACAAACUGGAGUCCGUGGCCUUAUUUUAUCACCUACCAGAGAACUUGCCCUGCAGACUCUGAAGUUCACCAAAGAGAUUGGAAAAUUUACUGGUUUGAAGACUGCUCUUAUUUUGGGUGGGGACAAGAUGGAAGAUCAGUUUGCUGCUCUACAUGAAAAUCCUGAUAUAAUCAUUGCUACCCCUGGCCGUCUGAUGCACGUGGCAGUAGAGAUGAAUCUGAAGUUACGCAGUGUGGAGUAUGUAGUUUUUGAUGAAGCAGACAGACUUUUUGAAAUGGGGUUUGCCGAGCAGCUUCAGGAGAUCCUCGCCCGUCUUCCAGAAAAUCGCCAAACCUUGCUUUUCUCAGCCACUCUUCCCAAGAUGCUGCUAGAAUUUGCCCGUGCAGGUCUUACUGAACCUGUGCUAAUCCGUCUGGAUGUUGAUACAAAGCUGAGUGAUCAAUUAAAGUGGCAUUUUUUUCAUGUGAGGGCAGAAGAUAAACCUGCUGUGCUUCUACAUCUAUUGCGCUGCAUUGUGAAACCUCAGGAACAAACGGUCAUCUUUGUGGCCACCAAACACCAUGCUGAGUAUCUGAAAGAGAUGCUGGAUAUGCAAGGUAUCCCGUGUUCCCAUAUAUACAGUUCUCUUGAUCAGACUGCCAGAAAGAUUAACCUGGGUUUGUUUCUGCAUGGAAAAGUACGUUCUUUAUUGGUCACAGAUGUAGCAGCUCGCGGUAUUGAUAUACCUAUGCUUGACAAUGUCAUCAAUUAUAACUUCCCUCCAAAAGCCAAACUUUUCCUGCACCGUGUAGGUCGCGUGGCUAGAGCAGGUCGGAGUGGCACAGCUUAUUCUCUGGUAGCUCAUGAUGAAACACCUUAUGUGUAUGAUCUCCACCUCUUUCUAGGAAGACCCUUGAAACUGGCAGGAGACCCACAGACUGAUUCAGGUGAUCAAGAAGCGGAUGGAGCUCUAGGACGAGUCCCCCAAAGUUUGAUAGAUGAUGAAGAUGCUCUGCUGAUCACAGAUCAUGAGCGGUCUUUAGAACUGCAGAACCUGCAUCGCAUCUCUGAGAAUGCUUACAAACAGUACAGCAAAUCCAGACCAGCCCCAGCUCCAGAGUCUGUGAAACGUGUCAAAGAGGCCAGUUACAAUCAGUUGGGAGUACAUCCCUUGUUUUGGUCUCGCCUUGGUGGGGAAGAAAUUCAGAGACUGAAGUUUGUGGACAGCAUUAAAUCGUAUAAAUCAAAAGCGACAAUCUUUGAGAUAAAUGCCACUAAUAAGACACCUGCCAGUGAAGUAAUGCGUGCCAAGAGAAAUCAAGAUUGCAAAGUAAUCUCCAAAUUCCAGCGUUUGCAGGAAGAGAAAGCAAAUAGUACAACACAGUCCCCAGCCAGUGUUAAACCUGAUCAGCCAGCCAGCCAAGACAUUUCUGAAGAAAAUAUGGAGGUAACUGUAGCUACAGAAUCUUACCAGGGAGUCUUCUCACAAGUGCUUGGCAAAAGAAAGCGUCCAGAUAAAAUAGACACUGAAAGCAGCAGGAAGAAAAAGAAAGCUGGACCUACUCAGGAUGCAGAAUAUUACAUCCCAUACAGACCGAAGGACUUUGAUAGUGAAAAAGGAUAUAGACUGAGUAUUGGAGGCAGCAGCUUUGAACAGGCAGCAGCAGGGGCAGUGCUGGAUUUGCUUGGGGACCAGGCUGAGGAUCUCAACAAAAACAAGAAUAUCCUGAAGUGGGAUCGUAAGAAAAAGAAGUUUGUGGGAGCUGGGGGACAUGAGGAUAAAAAGAAAGUAAGAACAGAGAGUGGAAGACUUAUCAGCAGCUCUUAUAAGACGAACAUAUAUGAGGACUGGAAGAAAAAAGUACAAGAUUGAUGACCAGGACUCUGAGGAAGAUGAAGAGAGACAGACAGGAAGGACACAUAGGAAGGGACGAGGUGGACGUGGUGGCUCUCGAAGCUUGCCCCGCACAGAGGCAUCAGGCCCCCGUGGCAAGGUUCGCUCUGAGCUGCGCACCAAACAGCAGAUUCUCAAGCAGAGAAGAUCACAGCAGAAGCAGCAUUUCUUACAAAGCGGUGGAAUGAAAAAGCUGAAAAAUAAAACAAAGCAGAGAGUGCAGGAAAUGAGGAAAACUGCUUUUGGCAGAGGAAAGAGCAAUGGAUUUAAGAAAGGAAAGAUGAAGAAAAGAUCUUGA